Molecule: messenger RNA, 3052 nt
Organism: Oncorhynchus keta (chum salmon)
Lineage: Eukaryota; Metazoa; Chordata; Actinopteri; Salmoniformes; Salmonidae
Product: sugar phosphate exchanger 3-like
Exons: 14
Coding region: 302-1813 (503 amino acids)
Biological process (GO): transmembrane transport
Cellular component (GO): endoplasmic reticulum membrane
Molecular function (GO): transmembrane transporter activity
Source: RefSeq, a predicted model, not a curated record
UUUGACCUCGACGUUGAUUGCAUAUUUGUAUACAGUGUUCCAUACAGUGUUAUCCGAUGCCUAAUGUAUCUUUAGUGAAAGAGAAGUAUCGAGCUAGUGUAUUUCAUAUGCUUUUACAUAUCACCAGAGUGAGUCACUUCAGUGCUGCACUGCUAGCCAGCGACAGAAGCAGACAGAAAGAAGACAGCUCCCAAUGCUAUUUAUUGCUGUCCAUAGCUAAAUUCUUCCUAUCUAGAACGAGUACACGUUUGCGGAAAAAGUAGACAUCCACCCCCUCCCAUCCCUCCUGGUGACCCCUGUGAUGUCGUCCCCGUGCUGUGGCUUCCUGGCGCAGUACACCCACCAUCACCUGGUCGCCUUCCUCCUCACCUUCUUUAGCUAUGUCCUCCUGCACGCCUCGAGGAAGACCUUCAGUAAUGUGAAAGUGAGCAUCUCAGCCCAGUGGACUCCCUCUGUGCAGAAUGCCAGCUCUCCUGCCUUCUCACCCGGGGAGACAUGGGAGAAGAAUAACCUGUUUGCAGACUCCGAUGGAGCCACUCUGUUCCUGGGUGUCCUCGACACCAUCUUCCUGUUUUCCUACGCUGUGGGCUUAUAUAUGAGUGGAGUGAUUGGAGAUCGCAUGAACCUCCGAUAUGUCCUCUCCUUUGGUCUGUGUGGUUCAGCCAUAGUGGAGUUUGUGUUUGGUACCCUGACUGAGUGGCUGCAGUUCUAUAACAUCUACCUGUACUGUGGUCUUUGGGUGCUGAACGGCCUACUGCAGUCUGCUGUCUGGCCCUGUGUGGUGGCAGUCAUGGGGAACUGGUUCGGCAAGUCGGGGCGAGGUUUUGUGUUUGGCCUGUGGAGUGCCUGUGCGUCUGUUGGGAACAUCCUGGGCGCUUUCCUGGCAUCCAGUGUUCUCAAGUACGGUUAUGAGUAUGCCUUCCUGGUCACUUCAGUGCUGCAGUUUGCUGGUGGGGUGGUAGUGUUCUUUGGACUGCUCACCUCCCCUAAAGAAGUGGGUUUGUGUUUGGAGUCAGAAACAGGUCUGAGACCAGUGGAAAGAGACGCAGACAGCCACAGGCCUCUGAUGAGUGAUGACGAGGAUGAGGAGGGAUCGGAGGAGGUGUGUGACGGAGGGUACUACACCAUCCGGCAGGGGGAUGAGGAGCCGCGGGAAACACCCAAAGCCAUCGGAUUCUGCCAGGCCUUCUGCCUUCCCGGAGUGCUGCCUUAUUCCCUGGCGUACGCCUGUCUGAAGCUGGUCAACUACUCCUUCUUCUUCUGGUUGCCCUUCUACCUGAGCAGGAACUUUGGCUGGAAGGAGGCCCAGGCCGACAGGCUCUCUGUGUGGUACGACGUGGGAGGCAUCAUAGGUGGUACGAUCCAGGGCCUGAUCUCAGACUUCAUGGGGAAGAGGGCUCCAGUGUUAGCCGUCAGUCUGCUGCUGGCUAUGGGAGCCCUGGUGGGUUACAGCCACUCCCCUCCGGACCAGGUGGUGAAUGCAGCUCUCCUGGCCACCACAGGUUUCUUCAUAGGAGGACCGUCCAACAUGAUCAGCUCAGCCAUCUCUGCAGACCUGGGGCGACAGGAGGCCCUCAGGGGCAGUCAGGAGGCUCUGGCUACCGUCACCGGCAUAGUGGACGGGACUGGGAGUAUUGGAGCUGCAGCGGGACAGUAUUUGGUAUCCGUGAUCGAGAGCAAGCUGGGCUGGAUGUUUGUCUUCUACUUCUUCAUUGUCAUGACCGGCUGCAGCAUAGUCUUCAUCUUGCCGCUGAUUGUGACUGAGAUUCGGGCCAUGUGGAGGGAGAGACGGGCACGGACACACGAGCUGUGAGGCCUUCCUCAUGGGCGGCCAUGUUGUUUCCUACUCCUUCCCUAUGGGGGCCUACUGCCUGUCAGUCAGACUAUGUCCACUGAUCACUACUGUAGACGUAUAUGUACAACAUGUCUAUGAAUGUGUCCAGUCUAUGUAUAUAUUUGGUCAGAAACACAUUUUUUUUUUAAAGAUAUUACUUCAGCUCCUUUUACGAGUGGGGGCAGGGCCCUCUCAAUGUUUGUGGUCUGAGAUAGGAAGUUCCAAGCAGCUAACGAUUAUUCUAAUUCCUUUACCAGUUUACUGGAUUGUAUAAUGAUUACUUGUAUAGAAUGAUUGAAUCUGCUCAUUUGCUUAGUAGAGAUCAGAUUUCAAAGACACACAAAACUCUCCAUCACUCACUCAUAGAAUCUCACACACAAGUCGACUCGGUGGAUUUUUACACACACUGUAGUCAGUGACCACGUUUACAUGUGCAAGGUAUUGUGGACAGUAGCUCGUAUCCCGCAGAAGGUCUUAUUCGGGUUAAGCUAUUUACAUGCACUUUUGAUAUCCCGCUCACAAGUAUCCCUGUACCGAUGAAUAAACGGAUUAUUCCUCAUUUUAAAUUGAUAUGGGUUAAAUAUUAACUGAAAUAUGGCCUAUAACCUUUCACAUGUAGCGUAAUAUAAUAUUAACUCUUGCAGAAUUAUGCAUUUCUUGCAGUGAAAUUACACAACAAAUGUUAAUUUAGUCUCGGAAACAGGAGUGGAGAAAUACGAAUUAUUUCAGCAUCUCUUGAGGAAAUGCGAGUGCGUGUGUUCUCGUUGACACUAUUAUGCAAGCAGACAGUGUUUCAACCACAUAAAAUAUGCACCCAAGACAGACUAAAGUCUUAGCAUAAACCAAUUUCAUCGUUUUCUCAGCUUUUAAUUUCACUAAAACCAGUCAAACUGAUGACAUUUGGGCAUUUUGCAAAGACCAAAUCUUUUCACUGUUCUCCCCGGGUCCCUAAACGAAACAGACAACUUUACCGGUUUUAACUAGAUUACUAAUGCACUCAUUCUGUCAAUGUAAGACAUUAUUCUGGUGAGCACUACUUUAUUUAGUCUUCUGGGGCAACAAGUUAUGACAGAAGAGAAGCUGCAUGUAUCUAACUAUAGUUGACAAACAAAUGUCCUUCCAAAUGUCGGAAAUUGUAAACAGAAAGUUGUCUAGAUUACGCUACACGGUCCAGGAUGGAGUAUCGGCAAAAUAAAUUAUUAUGGUGGCUGGAAAUGA